AUGAUUUUAAAACGCACAUUACUUACCUGUACCCUUGCCGCGGUGCUUUGGUUCAAUACCGGGUUUGGACUACCGAUCGAAAGUGCAAAGGAUGGCACGGAUACUAUCGCCAAUGCGGAAGAUGAAUAUAAUCCACAAUGUCUACCUUUGGACUACCUCGAAAACGGACAAUCCGAGGAAACGAGAGUAAAGCGAGACGAUACAGCAAUCGUAGCAGCAGAGGAAACAGCAAAGCAAACCGAAGGGGAUGAAUUGGUAGCUCAACCGGGCUUUGUUGCACCAGCCAGAAGAAGGCGACCCUGUUUCGGUAGAAAUAAAAACUUUACGAAAGAUUGUGGUCCACGUCGCAAGGCUUACAGAGUAAAGAAUUUUGUCAUGGCACCAAACCCAAGGCCUCUCUUUGUCAGACGGGGCAGAGUUUAACACACACACACACAAACUCUAAUGGAUUAAAUUUUCUCUUCCAUUUCUUAAAGAGAUUUAAAAU
Molecule: messenger RNA, 487 nt
Organism: Anopheles funestus (African malaria mosquito)
Lineage: Eukaryota; Metazoa; Arthropoda; Insecta; Diptera; Culicidae
Exons: 3
Coding region: 1-423 (140 amino acids)
Source: RefSeq, a predicted model, not a curated record